UAGCCGAGGUGGAGCGAUACGACCUGCUGCCUCUGGGGGCGGGCUGCCUGGUCGCGCCACCUUGUGCGCACUGCAGCGAGCCUUCCCCGCGCCAUCGCGUGCCUGUCCCUGCAGGCGGGCUGCUCGUCGCCGACUUUGGCGCGCCGUGGUGCGGCCCGUGCGCCGCCGUCAAGCCGCUCUUCGCCGCGCUCUCGCUCAAGCCGGAGUUCGCUGGCGUCACGUUUGCGCGGCUCGACGCGGAGAUGACGCCGCAGCUGAUGGGGGACCACCAGGUGACGAACAACGCGGACGCGCCUCACGAGAUGGGGGGAGCAUACCGCAGAGAGCUCCGAGGGGCGUCCCGGUUCACAAAGAAAGAUGGGCACACUGUCUCCGCAGGCAUCCACCCAGCCCCUCGUGCUGUGGCCUCCAGGUGGACUCGUUCCCAACCUUCAAGUUCUUCCGCGACGCGGAGGAGGAGGACCUUCCCGUGGUGGGCGGAGACAUCGACGGCGUCGAGCAGCGGAUCCGGUCGCUCCUCGCCGAGGCGCGCGACACGGCAUGAGAACGGAGGGGAGGUUUUCGAUCUUUCUUUUCGCAAAGAAAAGGCUGUGCUCGGGCUCCUUGCCGUCUAGGGGGUCUAGCUCUAGGGAUCCCAAAACUCGCG
Emiliania huxleyi CCMP1516 is the source of this 646-nucleotide messenger RNA. RefSeq lists its product as hypothetical. The transcript has a single exon. The record is from RefSeq and is a predicted model, not a curated record. The annotation marks the transcript as partial. NCBI's taxonomy places the organism in Eukaryota, Haptophyta, Isochrysidales, Noelaerhabdaceae.